CCGGCCGUUUCCAUGGCAGCGGGAGGGGGGAGGCCGAGGCGUCGCGGAGGCCAUGGUGGGUGGUUGCUUCGCUUUUGGAAACCGCCAAAGCUGAAGUACAGUGAUAAACGGGGGCAGGCAACCUGAAAAUGUCAUCCUAUUUGGCUCAGGAGGUUCACCUUGCUAGAAGACACGAAGAGAUACUGUCUCAGAGAUCAGUGCUGCUACAGCAGAUGGAGACUUAUCUAGGAGACAAAAAGACUAAAAAGACAUGGCAAACUCAAGCAGCUGAUGCAGCUCGUAAAAGGAAUGCAGCACUUUUAAAUCUCGGAGAAAGUGAGCCAGAGCCUAUUCUGGUUUGCCUGUCAACAGGAAUGGCAGCGGAUGGCUCCGUCCCCACCGGGCUUUGUGCCCCCAAGGCGCUGCCUGCCUGCGAGGCAUGGCAACCUCACCAGAGAGACCAGGUCCUGCUGCUGGACCGCUUCUGGUCUGGGAGUAUUCAAGAGUCAGCAGGGUCCUCAUCUUACCCAAAGCCCCUCGGCCACCAAGGCAAGUGAGAAAAUGCUGAAGGGGCGGCUGCAGUUCUCCUGCCUCGCUGUUGGAAGCAGCCGGUCUUCGCGUCGCAGCGAUGGAGCGAUGCGGUGUUUCGUUGCUGAAAACCAAACCCGAGAGAUGUCCCUUCUUCCUGGUUUGAGGUGGUGUACUUCUUCGUUUUGAAAGAGUGGGAGCUCUCAAGUUUUUCUGGUUUUGUUGUGUGUUUUUUUCUUUUUUUUCUUUUCCCCCUUAUUUUCUAUUUAGGAGAAAAGGUGGGAGGAAGUAGAGAAGGAGAAUAUAAUGGGGGGAUGGCCUUGUUCUCACUUUCCUACUGAAAACAUUUCAGAAAAAGGAGCAAAAAGCAGUGAAAAUGGGUAGAAGCCCACUUCAGUUUUGCGUUCCCAUUCCUUCCCUUUUUUGCUUGAAAGAAGGAUGGCCAAAAAAAAUAAGUGGGACAAACCCCACGUGUUUUGAAUUAUUCUCUUCUUAAUGAGUUAGAAAAACGUCUCAUUUCCAAAAGUAUGUGCUUUUUCCAUGAAAAAAAUCAAAUAGAGGAAGAACCUUUCCAAAGCCAAUACCAUUUGCCAUUCCCAGUCAUUUUACAACUCCCCACUCAGUGUUUUGCCAUUUUUCUGGCUAUGCCACGGCUCAUAUUGUUUGAUGUUUGCAUUUAUCUUUGCUUGAAGGACAUCAUUUUUGUAGACAUCUUUGUUCUCUGCAGAACAGGACUCCGCGGCGGUCUGCAAGGUACUGGGGGAGCAGUGGACGGCAGCAUGUCACCUCCUUCCAUCAGGACAAACCAGAGCCCCUCAAUGCAAGAAUCCCUUUUUAAUUUUUUCAUUUUAUUUUGUAUUUUUAUGAUUUCAGCCCCAGAAGAUGCGAUCUGAAAGAACCACUAAAAAAUCCUCCCAACGAUCAGAGCCCAAACUAAAAAGCCAGACCUAGUUCUUGCAGGAAAAAAACUUCCAUGCGCGACCCAAGUAUUCCCUGAAUGUUCAAGAACACCCACAAAUUCUAUAAAAAUAGCUGAUAAUUUAUUUAUUUGAUUUAAUUAUGAGCCUAGCUUGUGAUUUUGGGGUGGGGACGGGGGUGGGGCUGGAGUUAGUGAUGCUGAAAAAACACUUUAGAGAGAAACCCAGGCGAGUCGUCAGCUCUGCGGUGCCGGCGAGCUGCCCGGGCUCCUCCCGAAGGCACGCAGAGCUUUGUGGUGCCCACCGAGGGCCCUCAGACCCCUCGGGUGAGGAGGUGGCCACUUCUGGGUGAAGCUACGUGUCUUUGGUCCCACGGUCUGUGGAUGAGGCUGGUGUCCCAUGGCCAGCAUGCUUUCGAGGGACUGCCUCAUCUGUCCCUGCUGGUGUUAGUGAGGGUGGAUGCAUGGCAGCGAGCAUUAGCCCACUGGGCUGUGUGGCUGGAUGAGCCCUGGCACUGGAAGGGGGCUGUGGGACAUGUUCCUGACCCUUAUGGGAGGGUCUAGAGAGGGUCAGGGUACCGUGUGCUCUGCCCCCAGCAUGUCACGGGACCAACCCCUCAGUCCUCGCUGGUUCAGCGGGAUAGGAAGAAAUACCAGGCUCAAUAUCUCAUCGGCAUUCCCAGCCCUGUUCACUUCAAGCCUCCGAGCUCCUUCUCUCCUCCUUCCUUCCUUCCCCCAGGCUCUCCUGUCCAGCUGAAAGCCGGCGACAGGCCCCGACAUCAGCUGCUUUCGGAGCCCCCUCUCUGCCGAAAGCGCUCCUAAACGGUGCGGCCUUUGUUCCCCCCAGCUGUCGCAUCCUCCGGGAUCGGCAACAAGUCCUCGCUUUGCAGACCCCGUCUUGUCAGUCCCCAGGCUGAUCUGACCACCUGGUUUGUUUUUGAAGCGAGCGCUCGAGUCAUAACAUUUCUGUUUAUUUCAACAACUGUAUUCCUUGCAUAGGAAAUGAGCCAAGAUGGUCUAAGGCGGGGAGAGCGACGCAUGUCGUGGUUGUAAUUGCUUUUGCUCUCCCAAUAUCAAAUUUUACGGUAUAAUCAAAAUCUUAUUUUUGUACUACUGGACUCUGUUAUUGACUUAAUCUUCUUAAGUGCUCCUAUUAUUCCAGUGAUUUCAUCGUUGCAUGUUGAUUUUAAUCUUUUGAUCUCCAUAUUAGCUACUGCCUGCAACUAAUUUGUUGCUCAGUGUUUUUCUUUGUUUUGACCUGUGAGGCAUUUUCCUCAUGGCACACAACUCUGCUGGCAGAUUGCAUAUAAUCUCUGCACUUUUUUUCUCCCAUAUUUUGCAUAGUUACAACAAAUGCAGAUUUACAACUUGAAACGGAAUAUGUAUCUUCUGGGGAGGCUGAGCAAAAUGCCACUUAGCGCCUUCAGCUCGGGAGCCCAAAUGCGCUCGGCCAGGAGGAAAUGCCACCGGACGCAGCUCACCGGAGAGAGGUGUCGCUCAGGCUUCCGAGCCAAACAAGUUCAGAGCUGUUGGCACCUGCAGGAUUUGUAGCUUAAAUCAUACGCAGUCAGGUACCAAACAGUUUCUGGAGGCAUUGCAGGGUGAAGAGGAGGAAGGCUGGUUUUUGUGAAUGGUUUAGCUGGCCUCAGCUUGGCAUGGUGGAGGCUCUGUUGCCUCCUGACACCACGGAGCAUUUUUUACAAUAAAAACUGGUGGCGGUGGUGCUGGUGCAGUCUUGAACUUCACAAAGUGCAGAGGGUGAGAUACGGCUCAGCUGUGUUUCGUUUGGCCGCUAUACCAGCCCUUUUCCCUUGGUAGCUGCUGGUUUAACCUGUGCUGGUUUACUGGGGGCUUUGUUUGCUUUAGCUUCUUCUUUUAAAGCUUCGAGGAGUAAUUUUUGCCUUAGGUUUGCCGUGACUUUUUUUUUUUUUUUAAAGAACACAGACUGAACACUGACAAAAUCAUCUUUGCUUUGCUGCAUGCCUAUUUAUGCUUCUGAAACCAAAUUGUCUCCUAAUAUUUUUGACGUUUUGGUCACCAGAGAGGCAGAAAAGCAAUUUCUAAGAUGCCUAUGGGCCAGGAGACAUGCUUUACAGCAGAGGGGAAAGAAUCUGUUAGUUGCUGAGAUAUAAAACAAAUUGGAUGAACAGCUGCUGACACUUGUCAGUCAAAUAGUUGAUAGCAUUUUCAGUCUCCAUGCCACAUGCUUUAAGUAAGUCUGUCAAAAAAAGGAUAUUUUCGCUGGACUUCCCUGUAAAUAUGAGAGAAGUUUUGGCCUGAUCUAUCAUUUAAAAUUUUGCUGGCAGAGGAAUGAAAUUUUCCUCUUUUCCCCAAACUGAUUGACAUAACUGUACUGGCAGAUCCUUCAUCUAGGUGCAGUUGUACUGGCAGGAAGUCCUUUGACUGUUGGAGCUCGUUCCACUGCAGCAGCGGGUUGAAGUGAAGCCGGCAGCAGCUUCAGCAGAGGAGACCUUUGCGGCUCCUCGGCAGGGUUUGCCAGAGUGCUCCCGGCCACCAGCAAACCCUUUCAGAAGCUGCCCGAGGUGUAGCUUUGCCCUACAUGAGCCCGAGCCCCAUCCAAAGGAUAUCAUGUGGCUGAGGGGGCUGUAAACCCAGAUUUGUGUUGUUCAGGCAGCACCAGACCAUUUGGGGUGAUUCCUGCAGGAUUUAACCAAGAGGGCACUCGGUGCUCCUGGUGCAGCACCCGCAGGGGAUGGGGUUGGGCUGCCAGCACCACGUAACCAUCUGCAGGGGGGCUGGGGGUGCACCAGGCUCCUUCUCUUGGCUUCAUGCUGCAGGACUGGGAGGUUCAAUCCUGCCUUGCAGCAUCACUCGUGCACGAGUUCUUCACACCAAAGUUUGUAACUCGACGCUCAUUUGGGUCCAAACUCCCUAAAAGAAACGAUCUGCCUAAUGCUGCCUCUCUUAGGACACGCGGUCAGGCCUGGCAGAGCCUCAGGGCUGUUACGGAGUCCCUGAGCUGCUUCGCUGGGGUCUGAGGCCAUGUGAAAAGCUGUCACGGGCUGCAGGGUCGCUGCUGCUGACAGGGGAAACUCCGAGGAGCGCGGCCGUCCCCGCCGCUGCAGGGCGGCACCUCGGCGUGCUGGUGGUGCGCCGCCAGGGCUCAGCUCCCGAAGGCUGCGCCCACACGGCUUCAUUCAAAAAACUGAGCAGGGCUCACUAUUUUGAAAGGUGGCAGGUGGAAGUGGGCUGUGUUUUCACCCAAUAAAUAUUUCAUGUUAAAAAAAAAAAAAAAAAAAAGGGGGAGCCUGUUCCAGAGCGGAGUCAAGCUGUUUCUCUAGCUCUGCUCUGCCUGACGGGGAGCAGAGCUACCAAUUUGGAUUUUCCUCGGUGCUUUUUUGCUCCCACCCUGGUGCCCACCCCAGCUGAGGCUUUCCCAGUGCCCUCCUCUUGGAGGUGUUGCAGGUCGUAUCUGUGUCUGGGGCAGGAGAGGGAGAGGAAGAUGAGGAUGUGAGCGUGCAUAUGCAUAGCUCAGGAGCCCGGCUUCUGGUUGUGGCUGCAGGCUCCAAGCACAGAGAUGUCGGGAUAUAGGAAUUCUUUAUAUAUGUCCCACCGACAGGCCUGCAGAGGCACCUCCCCUGGUUUCAGAGAACUUAACUCUGCCUAAACCAUUAAAUUGCUGCCUUCAUUCCUCUGGGGCCAUAGGACCGAGCACUUGCACAGCUGUAGGAUGGGGAAGAGCUGUGUCGGUGGCCACAUUUCUGCCGAGGUCCCCAGAGGCUCCUCUCCCUGUCAGUGCUUCUGCCUACCAGCACUGUGGGCUGAGACAGGAACCAAGAUGUGAUCUGCAGGGUUACAGUAAGGGUUCGUAGCUUGCCUGUGCCCGUGCAUCAAGUGGCUUACACAAUGUAAAGGGUGCUAAAUGUGCCCACCACCCACGCCUAGAGCAGAGCCCGCUGAUGCCCUUGGCUCACCAUGCGUACACGAUGGGGCUGCAGGGCACCUCCAGAGCCAGGGGAUGAACUGCCAGGGUCCCCAAAUCAGGCACUGAGCUCCCGGCUCUGCAGCCAUCCCGGGACCCAGCACCCCACCCGGGCUGUUCCCAGAGCCCCCCCUUCCUUCCAUUCCUCCCUCGGCUUCUUUGGGAGAAGAGAAAAUAAAACUGAAGCCCUUUUUUUUUGCAGAAGGCAAGUGUCGGGUAAGGCUAAUUGCCGUGUAAUAACGGGGCUGUACCGGAGCAGGCCAUCAAUUAGAUGCCCAAGGCCAGCUGACAGGGUGCAGUCCCAGAUAGUGGUGGAAACGAGCGGGGCGGUGACAGCCCACGUGCCCCUGUACCUGGGGAAUGUAGGGUCCAGGCCCAGCCUGACCUCUGGGAACAAGUCUGGAAACCAGCUUCUAAAUUAAUAAACUGUAAAAACACCCAUGAGAAAAGAAAAUGCCUUUAUUCUGAGAGGUGGGGGCUCUUACAUCUCAGCUUGUAAUUUCUUUUUUUUUUUUUUCUAAGGCAGACAUAAAAAGACUCCAUAAUUUAUUCUUAGGACAUCUGAAUAGUUAUUUAUUGAGAAGCCACAGUUCUCACACUUUUACAACUGUCGGCUUGUAUAAGGCAAAAAAAGCAAGAUGGAUCACUAUUUUACACAGAAAGUAAAAGCUCUGGAAGGGGGACUGAUGGACAUGCAGUUACCGGUCAAAAUGCAAUGUACAUGACAUAUAUAAAAACCAUUGUGAAACAGAGGAAUUGUAAAUUAUGGUUACAAUCUACCGAAAUAAAUAUUCAAUAUAUUAUUAUAAACACAUUUGUAUAGUCUAAGAUUGUAAUUAAAGUUGUCUUUGUACAUACACGGUUAUUGGAAAUUUGAACAAAAAUGUAACAUUUAGAGGAGCAAACGUCAACAUAAAACAACUGCUUUGGACUUGUAAUGUGGCAUGAUAUAUCCAUAAUGAUAGGAUUAAUCUGGUGUGGCAAUUAGAAUGACUAAUCCUCUGGGAUGUAGCCUCUAUGGAGUUAACUGCAUAUUGAAGGGAAGAGCCUGAUAUAUUAACAGGGAUGCAGAAUGAUUCAAACGGCUGUCUGGGUUUGUUUGUUUUCUGUUUUUUAAAUGAACAGAGAGAACAAAAAAAUCAUUUGUAAUUGCCUCGUUUUUCUUUUAAAAACAAAGCUGUUUUUUUAAUUAAUUUUAAGCAGUUGGCAUCCACAGAAGAGAAACAAAGAAAUGAAAGGACUCGAUUCACUCAUCUUCACAACAAUUUACCAUCAAUGUAUAUACAGUACAUUAAUGAAGCAUUGUUUAAACUUUAAUUAUAACAGGGACACACCUAGUAUGUUUUCUAUGUAGUUCUCCAGUAACAGUAUUAAACAACGGUGCUCCAUAUUGCUUAUGAACAUAUAGAUAUGAAACCAGGAAACCAAUGAAUCAAAGAGAGGUGCUAACCUUAUUACCACACAGCUAACAUGGCAUUUGUAUUGGUAAACUUCUCAUGGGCGUUUAGAGCUGACAGAAAAAUUCCUAAUGUGGCUAACUGAGUUACAGACGAGGUACAUGCACGGACACCAGGCGAGCCCCGGGCGGUCCUGCAGGCCAGCUCCCCUAGUCGUCCUCUUCAUCCUCCUCAUCGCUGUCCUUCAUGGUGAUGCCCUGGAGCCCUCCGCCCUCGCUGACCGACGCCGUGGCCUCCUCUACCGUCAGCCGGUUCCGAAUGGUCUCGUAGGUUUUGCUGUUCAGGGUGGAGUCCAGCACGCCUUGCAAUCGGAAAUCCCGGUACGUUUUCUAAAGCAGGGGGAAGGAGGAGACAGAAGAGAGGUCAAGGCUGGUUUGGGAGCCACUCACGGAAGAGGCUGGGGUGCCAAGGAAAUCCCAGCCCCACUGGGCACAGUGCAGAGCCUCUGUGCAGUAGCAGGGGUCCCUCUAGGGCGACCAUGAGCCCCCUCGGAGCAACAAACUGUGUCUGUCUGACAGCCCUGCCUUUGUGGGACCUGCAGGUGGGCUGGCUGCAGGGCUGCUCAGGGGCUUCAGAGGAGUGAGGACCAGAGAGAGCUUUAAAAAACGUAUGCUGGGGUCUAAAAGCACAUCCAAGCAGCAGAGGGAGGCUCUAUUGGACUCACUUUCCUGGCUUUAGAUGCAUUCAUCUGCCUGCAAGCGAAGUUAUUUUUCUUCACGCAGCAGAAUGCCUAUCGCCUGUAGCUGCGGACGUGAUUACACGUUCCUGGAACGCUCUGUGGUAAAUAAUCCUACCUACAGGAUUGGGAUUAAAUACGCUAAGUCCGGGAUACGGGAGAAAAUUGUUCAUGUAUAAAGAUAAGCACAUGGCAUGUAUUUCUUAAAUCUCUUUUUCUUCACCUGAUUCUGAAACUGGAGUUGCAUUUCCACAGCUAGCUGUACUUCCCUUGUUAUCACGGUUAAUUUCCUUGCAUGUGAAUUUAUGUUUAAAAACUUCUUGACUCUGUGUGAUAAAAACUCUGGUCCCGUAGUUCAUGUAAUUGUGCUCUGUGCUCUGCAUGGGAACUAUUUGCUGUUCUACUGUUUCAGAAAGUCAUUGGAUUUGUUGUAGCUGCUUCUGAAAGUAAUAUUGGUUUAAAUAAAGCACAAGGAAGAAAGCUUUCCUCAGCUAGCUGACAAGUA
Molecule: messenger RNA, 8004 nt
Organism: Anas platyrhynchos (mallard)
Lineage: Eukaryota; Metazoa; Chordata; Aves; Anseriformes; Anatidae
Source: RefSeq, a predicted model, not a curated record